GAUGAAACCAGGUCCUCCCAUUCUGGGGUUGGCAUUUACAUUGUUCAUCAGAGAUUUAUGAGUGGUUACGGCACGGAUGCUUUAAAAAAUUCUUGCCAUCUGGAAGAUAUUGAACAAUGAAAAAAAAAGAUGAAAACAAUGGCUUGUGGCAUCCCUAAGAUGUGAUAGUGCAAAAACGAUAUUUCACAGAUUGACUACUAAAGAAGCAUUCCGGCAAUGGAGGAAACAAUGCCAAGCUAUUAUGAUCUAUAUUUUCCCAGUUCCGAAACUCCUGAAGAGAUUUGCCUUCCUGUAGAGGUACCUUACAAGAACAUUGUCCUACCUGUUCUCUAUGCGACUGUAUUCUUCGUUGGGAUCCUUGGCAAUACCCUUCUGAUAGGAGCUCUCAUCUUCAAACAGCGUAUUCGGAGGCCGAUUGAUAUCUUCAUUGUCAACUUGGCAGUUUCUGAUUUUAUUUUUCUUAUCACGUUGCCCAUUUGGGUAGACAAGGAAAUCUAUUCUGGACUCUGGAGGUCUGGCUCUUUCGUCUGCAAAGGCAGUUCCUACAUCAUCUCAGUCAACAUGUACUGUAGCAUCUUUCUACUGACUGUCAUGAGUGGCGAUCGGUACUUGGCCAUCAUGUACCCAUCAGUGGCCCGGAGAAUCAGAACAAAGCUCUAUUCCAUCAACCUUUGUGUCUGUGUGUGGAUUCUGUCCUUCCUGCUGGGUUUGCCAACCCUUUUGUCCAGGGAGCUACAGAGAUAUGCUGACAAAUCCUAUUGUAUAGAUAAGGACCCCACGCUCAAGAAACGGAUUGAGUCGCUGCUGCUGCUGGCUUUGGCCUUCUUCGUCCCUCUGUUUAGCAUCUUAAUGUUUUAUUGCUCUGUCACCAAGAAACUCUGUGUGCAUUAUCAGAAAUCAGGGAGACAUGAGAAAAAGCUGAAGAAAUCAAUCAAAAUCGUCUUCAUUGUAGUGAUUGCUUUUGUUUUCUCGUGGGCUCCUUUCAAUGUCUUUAAGUUUGUAGCUAUAAUGUCUGACAUCCAAGACUUGAAGCCUCCUUUCUGCCUUCUCUACAAAGUUGGCAACUUUGGCAUGGAACUGAGUGGCCCUUUUGCUUUUGCCAAUAGCUGCACAAACCCGCUCAUCUACUAUUACUUUGACGACCACAUCCGUAAGGCCAUGUUGCGAUGUAUUCUUCCAUGUAUAAAAACUAUGAGCUCUGGAUCCAGUUCAGAUACUUCUGACACUCAGUCUUAGCUGAUCCUUGACUGCAUUUGGCCAUGUUUCCAAGGAAAGAUGUUUCCAAGGAAAGAAGGAGGUCAGUUUCAUUCUGGAAAAGAGGCAUCAUUUUGAAGAUUUCAUUGCUCACAAAUCAAAAUGAGGAGAUCACAUGGGGAAGAGGCUGGGAGUGGGUUUUAUUUUCAAUAAAAAUAAAAAUUAUUUUCAAAAAUGAGAAAAUGAAAACUAAGGUUGAAAAAGAAACCGCUGGUGAGCUGAUUGUAAUAGGAUAGUAAUUUGAAUUGAAUGAAUAUAGUGCAUUACUUACUUUUAGUUAUGCAGCAAAUUGUGUUGUUUAAUUGGAAUAUAGUCUACAAUUAUAACAGGAAUCAUGCAGUGUUACAAACUAGUUAGUAAGAGACAAAAUGAUAGAAAUGUAGAAAUUAUGGUGAGCUACUGAACUAUUUAAACCUAGCUGUUUUAAUUAAAUGAAUAAAUACUUUGGAAACUUCGAUAGUAUAGAAAUGUAAUUAGGCAACCUAAAUGUUUCUUCUUUUCUGCUCCUGUUAUAAUGCUGAACAAUUCAUGAUUCUUUCAAAAGCUACUUAUUAGUUUUCCAAUUUGAGCUUAAGAUGUUUGUGUCUCAUGCUAUUCAAUAUGAAUAUUAUUUCUGUUUCAAUAAUAUCGUUGUUAUAAUGUCUUCACAGAUCGAGAACUUUUAUGCUUUUUUCAGUAAUAAAAACAUGUAUUAACUAAAUUUGUAAAUAACAUUUUUAUUUGUGUAAAAAUGGUUCAAAAUGUGAAGGAAUCUCAAUGAAGUUUCUCUGAAAAAAUUAAGGUUUUAAUCGUUGUUAUUCAAACAAACGUAGCCGAGGUUCAAAGAUGACAGAUAAGUGUCUGGCUUUACAGAAGUUCUGGGGAGAUUAGUCAUCACUAGAUAUCUCUUUUGGACUCAUACAUUAAUCAAAACGGUGAUUAAUAUCAUGUAUUUUCUAGAGUUAAAACAGCAUCAAAGUUACCACUAAUUUUACAUAUUAGAUUUUU
Messenger RNA from Anolis carolinensis (green anole), 2241 nucleotides. It is a transcript of the gene gpr15, whose product is annotated as G protein-coupled receptor 15. The transcript has a single exon. Gene Ontology annotation, cellular component: external side of plasma membrane; membrane. The record is from RefSeq and is a predicted model, not a curated record. The coding region runs from base 217 to 1236 and encodes 339 amino acids. NCBI's taxonomy places the organism in Eukaryota, Metazoa, Chordata, Lepidosauria, Squamata, Anolidae. Gene Ontology annotation, biological process: immune response; G protein-coupled receptor signaling pathway; cell chemotaxis. Gene Ontology annotation, molecular function: C-C chemokine receptor activity; C-C chemokine binding.